AUGAUGCAUUUAGCAAAACGGAGAGCAGUAAUGAAGUGUCCAUUGCUAUAUUUGGCAGAUAGUUCGCCAACACCGGUGGAGGUCAGAUGGUCUCGAGGAGAGCGCAGAGCAUCUAGCGUCGCAGAGCGCAGAGCAUCUAGCGUCGCAAAGCGUAGAGCAGCUAACGUCGCAGAGCGCAGAGCAGCUAGCAUCGCAGAGCAGCUAACAUCGCAGAACGUAGAGCAGCUAGCAUCGCAGAGCGCAGAGCAGCUAGCGUCGCAGAGCUUAGAGCAGCUAGCGUCGCAGAGCUUAGAGCAGCUAGCGUCGCAGAGCUUAGAGCAGCUAGCGUCGCAGAGCUUAGAGCAGCUAGCGUCGCAGAGCUUAGAGCAGCUAGCGUCGCAGAGCUUAGAGCAGCUAGCGUCGCAGAGCUUAGAGCAGCUAGCGUCGCAGAGCGCAGAGCAGCUAGCGUCGCAGAGCUUAGAGCAGCUAGCGUCGCAGAGCGCAGAGCAGCUAGCGUCGCAGAGCUUAGAGCAGCUAGCGUCGCAGAGCGCAGAGCAGCUAGCGUCGCAGAGCGCAGAGCAGCUAGCGUCGCAGAGCGCAGAGCAGCUAGCGUCGCAGAGCGCAGAGCAGCUAGCGUCGCAGAGCGCAGAGCAGCUAGCGUCGCAGAGCUUAGAGCAGCUAGCGUCGCAGAGCGCAGAGCAGCUAGCGUCGCAGAGCUUAGAGCAGCUAGCGUCGCAGAGCGCAGAGCAGCUAGCGUCGCAGAGCUUAGAGCAGCUAGCGUCGCAGAGCUUAGAGCAGCUAGCGUCGCAGAGCUUAGAGCAGCUAGCGUCGCAGAGCGCAGAGCAGCUAGCGUCGCAGAGCUUAGAGCAGCUAGCGUCGCAGAGCGCAGAGCAGCUAGCGUCGCAGAGCUUAGAGCAGCUAGCGUCGCAGAGCUUAGAGCAGCUAGCGUCGCAGAGCGCAGAGCAGCUAGCGUUGCACAACGCAGAGCAGCUAGCGUCGCAGAGCGCAGAGCAGCUAGCGUCGCAGAGCGCAGAGCAGCUAGCGUCGCAGAGCGCAGAGCAGCUAGCGUCGCAGAGCGCAGAGCAGCUAGCGUCGCAGAGCGCAGAGCAGCUAGCGUCGCAGAGCGCAGAGCAGCUAGCGUCGCAGAGCGCAGAGCAGCUAGCGUCGCAGAGCGCAGAGCAGCUAGCGUCGCAGAGCAGCUAG
Procambarus clarkii (red swamp crayfish) is the source of this 1182-nucleotide messenger RNA. The record is from RefSeq and is a predicted model, not a curated record. Lineage: Eukaryota; Metazoa; Arthropoda; Malacostraca; Decapoda; Cambaridae.